Messenger RNA from Knipowitschia caucasica, 300 nucleotides. The record is from the annotation of a GenBank genome assembly. Lineage: Eukaryota; Metazoa; Chordata; Actinopteri; Gobiiformes; Gobiidae.
AUGGAUGUAUGGACGGUAGACUGUGUCGCAGUGGGUCUGACGUGGGCAGGACGUGGGCAGGACGUGGGCAGAGCCAGCAGGAGGAUAAGAGCUGAGGCACAGAGAGGAGGCGGUACUAGCAGCGGACCAGCCGAGGAGAGAGCACUGCAGAGCGGCCACACACACCACCGAGACCCGCCAGAGAACAGGCCCCAGAGCGGCAAAAUGCAGCUCCCAGGGCGGCCCGGAGCCCCCAGCCCGCGGAGGAGCAGGAGGAGACCCAGGAGCGGCCGGACUGGGUGCACAUAUGACGUUCCAUAG